This is a messenger RNA of Sclerotinia sclerotiorum 1980 UF-70, 2181 nucleotides long. RefSeq lists its product as hypothetical. The transcript is spliced from 9 exons. Gene Ontology annotation, molecular function: DNA-binding transcription factor activity, RNA polymerase II-specific; transcription cis-regulatory region binding; zinc ion binding. Lineage: Eukaryota; Fungi; Ascomycota; Leotiomycetes; Helotiales; Sclerotiniaceae. The record is from RefSeq and is a predicted model, not a curated record. Bases 1 to 2181 code for a protein of 726 amino acids. Gene Ontology annotation, cellular component: nucleus. Gene Ontology annotation, biological process: positive regulation of transcription by RNA polymerase II.
AUGGCUGCGAAGAAAAUGCUACUUUCAUCGAUAUUUCUGACAGGUAAUAAGCUGGGAGAUGUUGGCCAAACCUUGUCUAGUACUACUGCGGGGAAUCAUCGUGAAUACUUCGUACCUGCCAAAAAUGCUUCCUUCGUAUUACCUCAAACAUGUCGACAACGGAAACUAAAAUGCGAUGAAAUUAAGCCAAGCUGUGGACAAUGUCUCAAGGCCUCACGACAAUGCGUACCUAGUGAUGGAGUAGUAUUUCGACAUCAGCAGAAUGCUUCUAUGAAUGGUGGUGAAUGUGUUAUUCCUGGUGAAACGAGUGGCCGGUUGGGAGCAUUCUACGCAUAUCGGAAUACAUUCGACGAGAGUAGCGUUUGGGUUGAUGUGCCGAAGAAGGUAACCUUCUUCAAUGUCAUCGAUCCAUAUAACAUGGAAGCAAGUCCUGAACCCGAACAAACCAUACACUCCGCUCUUCCCACCACUGGCGUUGUGGACAAAACCGGCGACGGCGUUUAUCAUUACCCGUCAUUUGAGAAAGCCCCAGGCUUAGAAGCUCUUUCGACUGCUGCCACUACCAACAUAGAAUACAUGCGCCAUUUGUCGGUGCCUGUGCAAUCACCAAGAGGCAUUAACACUCCGCAGCACUCGGUCAACAACCUCGACUUUAUAUUGAAUCCUACUGGACCGGAAGGCCGUUUGAGUAUGGAGAUGAUUGCUUCCUCUUGUUCAAAGAUCGACCCAUCAUCGAGAUCACUCUCCAAGACGAAUACCUUCAUCAAUGAUGUCGAUAGUGUCAGAGAGCAUGAAGUUGCAUUUCUAUUGAGACAUUUCGGGGAAACCACUGGACAAUGGAUGGAUUUAUUCGACCUCGGAUGUUACUUCGCACAUCAUGUACCUGUUCUCGCCGUAUCGAACCCUUUGCUUAAAUAUUCAGUAUGCGCAUAUGCUGCCAAACAACUUUCGCGAGUGGGAGGGAGGAAGGCCAUUGUGGGUGGUAUAGUAAGUGCCCAAGCACUUAUGGAGCUCUACCCAAAUUCGGAUAAGGUUGACUGGGUUUACAUUGCUGCAAAAUACUAUGACAGAGCAAUUUCACUCUUGGUGGAAGAACUUUCUAAAACGGGUAGAAAUGAUAUUCCAAUUACACCCGCAAUCGACGAUCACUUUACUCCUCCAGGAAAUACAGACUCACCGCGAAGCAUCCCGUCCCAAGCAAGUAGCAAGCGACGCCGUUUGUCGAAGCCGGUACAGCGUGACGCUGACGAGACCAUUGCUGCCGCUGCUAUACUUUGUGUUUAUGAAUUCCUUGAUAACGCUUUACAUGCUUGGUCUCGCCAUCUCAGCGGAACCAAGUCCUUGUUCGACCUAGCUGAAAGGGAAGGGAUGAUGCCUUUAGAUUCACCUUCACCUAGUACCCCUGGGUCAUUAUCAUUUAGAACAAAGCCAUCAGUAGCUAGAAGAGCUACUUUUUGGAACUUUGCUCGCCAGGACUUUCUGGCAGCCUUCAUCAACGAAGUGCAAACGCGGCUCAAUACAGAAGAUUGGGAUCUUUGGCGUGCAGCCGGACUUCUAAUAGAUGAUCAAGGUUUUGUUAUUCCAAGCAACAAGGAAAGCUCAUAUCCCGGGCUGCAAAUGUCUAUGCGAGAAGAUAUGAUUUCAAACGCUUUAAUCUGGCUCAUGUCGAAAAUCGUGAAUUUUAUUGCUACAGGGGAUUCCAUCGACAACGUCUACCCCCAAGAUAGAGCCAGUCCCACUGCUGUUUUUGGUAUUAAUCAAAUGACUCUACUUGAAAGAUGGCACGAACUAGCACACGAGCUAGAAGUUUGGUACCAAGGUCUGCCGGAUACCUUCAACCCAUGUGCUCGUCUACCCAAAAUUACGGACGGCAGUCUGCCGCAAGACUCACCCAGAGCUACAUUUCCCGAAAUAUGCAAGAUCUCCGGUAUUCCGGACUAUAAAACCGAACUCAAAAUUUCCAAGGAUGGCCCAAUGGCCAAAGAUCUUAGUAGUCAGGUCUUACCAGAACUUUUGACUUUCGUCAGAUAUCCACCAAAGAAAGAUGGCUAUUUCUAUCAAUUUUUAACUGGGCCCCUAUCUCAUCUUUUACAAUCCCUGAUUGUGCCUGUGAGAAGUUGCCACUGGGGGACCAUGCAUAGUGGUGACAGAAUCAGAUGUACUCUUUUGGCCUCACGAUGA